Pseudonaja textilis is the source of this 1111-nucleotide messenger RNA. RefSeq names its product gap junction beta-5 protein-like. Gene Ontology annotation, biological process: cell-cell signaling. Gene Ontology annotation, cellular component: connexin complex. Lineage: Eukaryota; Metazoa; Chordata; Lepidosauria; Squamata; Elapidae. The record is from RefSeq and is a predicted model, not a curated record. Gene Ontology annotation, molecular function: gap junction channel activity.
ACUCCAAGAAUGCCAAAAGGAUCUCUGACACUUUGAUGGCCUUUCAGCCUAGAAAGGGGAAUUUCAGUGUAGCAGAUGGAGGGACCUGGGAAAGGCCACUGAAGAAGAGAAGGAUUCCCAAAACAAACUCUGCUAAAAGAAAUUAAGAAAUUAAGAUGAAUUGGUCUGGUUUGGAAGACCUCUUGGGGGGAGUGAACAAAUACUCCACAGCGUUUGGGCGUAUUUGGCUCUCUGUUGUCUUCAUCUUUCGGCUUCUAGUCUACUUAGUGGCAGCAGAGAAAGUCUGGGGAGAUGACAAUAAGGACUUUGACUGCAACACUGAGCAGCCAGGUUGUCCCAAUGUCUGUUAUGACCUUUACUUUCCAAUCUCUCACAUCCGACUCUGGGCCCUGCAACUCAUCCUUGUCACCUGUCCUUCCCUGUUGGUUGUUAUGCAUGUAGCCUAUCGGCAAGCCAAAUUGAAGAAACGUCUACAGAAAUCUGGGAAUCACUUCAGACCACGUUAUCCUCCAGGCAAGAAGCGUGGAGGGUUAUGGUGGACCUACCUCUUCAGUCUUCUCUUCAAAGCUACGGUGGACAUUGUGUUCCUGUUUAUCUUUUACCAUGUGUACCCAAACUACAAGCUUCCUACUCUAGUCAAAUGCUCUCUCGCACCUUGCCCUAACCUAGUUGACUGCUACAUAGCCAGGCCAACAGAAAAGAACAUCUUCACUUUGUUCAUGAUUAUUACUGCCUGUGUUUGUGUCCUACUUAGCCUCCUUGAAGCUUUCUAUCUUAUUGGGAAAAGAUGUAAGGAGAGCCUUCAGGACCGAAGUCAAAGUCACAGCAGAGAGAGUGGAGAACUGCACUUUCUCAAAAGAGACAACUGCUCCCUGUCCCCAAGUAAACAGGACACCCCCGAAAUAGAUGGGCAGAUUUUUCAUGGGUCAGAUUAUAAGCCAGUCACUUCACCUCUCAUAAGCAACUCCCAAUGUGGAGAGCCUUCAAAACUUGGGAAGCUGGAAUAAAUACACACCCAUGAGAAAAGAAGAGCUUGGGCACCAUCCCUAUUGCUCCAUUCCAAUACUAACACUUUCUGUUAAGCUGGAAAUGUGAGAAAUGGUGGCAGUUA